This is a messenger RNA of Desarmillaria tabescens, 769 nucleotides long. Its product is annotated as rhamnose mutarotase. Gene Ontology annotation, molecular function: racemase and epimerase activity, acting on carbohydrates and derivatives. NCBI's taxonomy places the organism in Eukaryota, Fungi, Basidiomycota, Agaricomycetes, Agaricales, Physalacriaceae. The transcript has 4 exons. The record is from RefSeq and is a predicted model, not a curated record. Bases 331 to 693 code for a protein of 120 amino acids.
AUCUUGGUCGAAGGCUGGAGGGUACACCAGAACAAGUGCAGCAGGUCCGGUUGACAAGAUUUUUAAACUUGGUGCGAUAAAGAUAGUCAAGAGAUAACUUGUCAAAAGCCAAGAUUCAGCGUUCGAUGAGGAUUUUAUAUAUAAUGCGAGCCACUACUUGAGUUGGAGUAGCCAUAUCUGUAUCGUAUAAAAUCUUGGAAAGUCAGCUGAUAUUGGACCGUUCUUACUGAGAAGUUCGAGUGUCAUGAGAACGACCAGUGGAUUCUCCGGGCCGCUCGAUACUGGAGGAUAAGUAUUUCACCCAGGCCUUAACAAUCGAAGCCUUGUACCAUGUCGACCCCAAAGCGUAUCUGUCAACUUGUCAAAUUGAAGCCAUCUUCCGAGGCAGAAUACAGAGAAUGUCACGCCGCCGUGUGGCCUGGCGUCCUUGCGGCGCUUGAACGUGCCCAUAUCGUCGAUUACUCCAUACAUUAUUAUGCGCCACUUCAUCUGCUCAUUGCUAAUAUGAAGUACACUGGUAUUGAUUACAAGGCCGACAUGAAGAAAGUUGCUGAGGAUCCUGAGACGCAGAGGUGGCGGGCGAUGACGGAUGGAAUGCAAGAGAGUCUAGUCGAAGGCGCUAUUGGUAGUGGGAAAGAUAUACCGUGGUGGGCUGAUGUCGAAGAGGACUUUAGGUUCGAAGGAAAGCCUUGAAUAGAACAACUGAAAAGAAACGAUAUUCAAUCCACUCACAGUAGCCUGGAGGUGAGUAAGCGGAUGAAAAAACGGG